AUGUCUGGUGGUGUCAGAGAAAGUGGUUCGUCUGGCAACGAGGCUGAGCCCGUGCUGCUCAAGAAACUAGGAUAUCUCGAUAACUUCCACUUGGCGUUGAACAGGCUUGAUCAGAUCCGUGGCACCGUCAUCUCCUGUCGCUAUACGAUUCCCCAAGCACUCAGGGGCCAAGAACGUCAUGACGAGCUCAAGAGCGCCACGGAAGCUGCAGUCUGUGCCGUGGUCAUGGACCAUCCAACUCUUCAGGUUGGGGUCGCAAACCCCGACUCCAGGAAGCCUUCCUGGGUCCAGCUGGCGAGCCUCGACCUGCAGCACCAUAUACGCUGGCAUUUUCUGGACGCUGAGGCAGACAUCGACAAGACCCUGCUGCAAACCGCUGGACUUCAAGUCGACACGAAGUUCACUGACCUGCAGCACAGGCCUGGAUGGUUUCUCGACAUGCUGCACCAAGAUAAUGCUGAGUUCUUGGACAUUGUAUACACUUGGAACCACGUCCACCACGAUGGGAUGAGUGGGAAAAUAUUCCAUGAAGACUUACUUGAAGCCCUCAACUCUCCAACCAAAACUCAGAAAGUCCACCAGCACAUCAACAAGCACACCCUCACACUUCCAAUACAACCCCCAAAAAUGCCACCACCCCUCGAGGACGUAUGCAAACUACCACUAUCCUUCAAGACCCUCGCAAGGGGCGCCCUCGAAGUCCACGGCGCAGCCGUCUUCGACAAGAGCCCCAGCCUCGCGCACUGGAUCCCAAUCCACCUCACGCCCUUCCAGACGCAGCUCCGCCGCUUCACGAUCGAGAGCGACGCCCUGGGCAAAAUCGUGAGGGCAUGCCGGCAACACCAGACCACAGUCACCGGGCUGCUCCAGGCCCUGGCGUUCGUGUCCAUCGCCUCACAGCUAGACGAGCAGACCGCCACGGCCUUCCGCGCCGGGACAGCCUUGAACCUCCGCCGGCACAUGCCAACGGGCCCGAGUACAUACCCCGACUUCCGCCCGCACCGCACCAUGGCCUGUUAUGUGUCCAUGUUGACGCACGAGUUCGACGUCGCGCUUGUCAGAACCAUCCGCGCCAAGCGUUCACCAUCGGACGCCGCCGACGCCGCCGCCACCGCCAAAGGCCCAGCCCUGCUGCGCGAGGACCUUCUCAAUGAGGCAUGGUCCGGAGCCUCCUCCGUCCGCAGCGAGAUCGCGACCAAGAUCGAGAAACAAGGUCUCCGAAAGGAUAACCUCAGCCUCAUGCGGUUCAUCUGGGACUGGCGCCAGUAUUUCAUGGACUUGGCCAAGCGGCCACGGCAGUUGUCGUGGGUGGUCAGCAAUAUCGGCGUGAUCGAUGGGACGAGAUUCGAGGCUGGUACUACAGCGCCCUCAGCAGCAGCAGCAGCAGCAGCAGCAGCGACAACAACGGCUCCUGCAGCGGAUGAUGGGCCGGAGGAGUCGUGGUCGAUCUGCCAGGGGCUCUUUGCGGUCAGCCCUGAGACUACCAACGGGGGUGUUUGUAUAGCGGUCUUGACGGCGGCGGGCGGGCAGACGUGCGUCACUGGGACUUGGCAGGACUGCAUCUUUGAUGUAUCGCUGGGUGAGCGCGUCAUGGAUGAUAUGGAGAGGUGGCUUGGCCAGAUCGCUUCCGAAUUGUGA
This is a messenger RNA of Cryphonectria parasitica EP155, 1638 nucleotides long. RefSeq lists its product as uncharacterized. Lineage: Eukaryota; Fungi; Ascomycota; Sordariomycetes; Diaporthales; Cryphonectriaceae. Gene Ontology annotation, molecular function: N-acetyltransferase activity. The transcript has 2 exons. Bases 1 to 1638 code for a protein of 545 amino acids. The record is from RefSeq and is a predicted model, not a curated record.